Messenger RNA from Microthlaspi erraticum, 1647 nucleotides. Lineage: Eukaryota; Viridiplantae; Streptophyta; Magnoliopsida; Brassicales; Brassicaceae. The record is from the annotation of a GenBank genome assembly.
AUGAAGAGAGACCACCAACAACAUCUUGGCAAGACUAUGAAGGAAGAAGAAGAUGGUAACGGCAUGGACGAGCUUUUGGCCGUGCUUGGUUACAAGGUGAGGUCGUCGGAAAUGGCGGAGGUUGCUCAGAAGCUUGAGCAGCUUGAAGUGAUGAUGUCUAAUGUUCAGGAAGACGAUCUCUCUCAGCUCGCCACCGAGACCGUACACUACAAUCCAUCGGAGAUUUACACGUGGCUCGAUUCCAUGCUCUCCGACCUCAAUCCUCCGUCUUCUGCCACCGACUACGACCUCAAAGCUAUUCCCGGCGACGCGAUUUUGAAUCAGUUCUCGAUCGAUUCGUCUUCCUCCUCGAACCAAGGCGGAGAUACGAACACCAACAAGCGGUUAAAAUGCUCUAGCGCUGAUUCCAUGGCUGUUUCUUCAUCCACGGCGGCGGCGACGAUGAACGGCGUCGCGGAGACGACGCUGACCACCGCAACGGCUGAGUCAACUCGAGCUUUAGUCCUGGUGGACUCGCAGGAGAACGGCGUGCGUCUCGUCCACUCGCUUUUGGCCUGCGCUGAAGCCGUACAGAAGGAGAAUCUAGCUAUGGCGGAAGCUCUGGUGAAGCAAAUCGGAUUCUUAGCUGUGUCUCAGGUCGGAGCGAUGAGAAAAGUCGCUACGUAUUUCGCAGAAGCUCUCGCGCGGCGGAUCUACCGUCUCCGUCCGACGCAGAGCCCGAUCGACCACUCUCUCUCCGAUACUCUCCAGAUGCACUUCUACGAGACCUGUCCUUACCUCAAAUUCGCACACUUCACGGCGAAUCAAGCCAUCCUCGAAGCUUUCCAAGGUAAGCAAAGGGUCCACGUCAUCGAUUUCUCCAUGAACCAAGGUCUUCAAUGGCCGGCGCUUAUGCAAGCCCUCGCGCUUCGACCUGGUGGUCCUCCGAUUUUCCGGCUUACCGGAAUCGGUCCUCCGGCACCGGAUAACUUCGAUUACCUCCAUGAAGUUGGUUGUAAAUUGGCUCAUUUAGCGGAGGCGAUUCACGUAGAGUUCGAGUACAGAGGAUUCGUCGCCAAUACGUUAGCCGAUCUCGACGCGUCGAUGCUGGAGCUUAGACCGAGCGAGAUCGAAUCGGUUGCGGUUAACUCUGUUUUCGAGCUACACAAGCUCCUGGGACAACCAGGCGCGAUCGAGAAAGUCCUUGGAGUGGUGAAUCAGAUUAAACCGGAGAUUUUCACCGUGGUGGAACAAGAAUCGAACCACAACAGUCCGGUUUUCUUAGACCGGUUUACCGAGUCUCUCCAUUAUUACUCGACGUUGUUUGACUCUUUGGAAGCAGUGCCUAGUAGCCAAGACAAGGUUAUGUCGGAGGUUUACUUGGGGAAACAGAUCUGCAACGUUGUGGCUUGCGAUGGGCCUGACCGGGUUGAACGUCACGAGACGCUGAGUCAGUGGAGAAACCGGUUCGGUUUUUCAGGGUUUUCGCCUGCACAUAUCGGUUCGAAUGCGUUCAAGCAAGCGAGCAUGCUAUUGGCUCUGUUCAACGGCAGCGAAGGUUAUCGGGUGGAGGAAAGCGACGGUUGUCUGAUGUUGGGUUGGCACACUCGGCCGCUCAUAGCCACUUCGGCUUGGAAGCUCUCCACCAAUCAGAUGGUGUCACACUGA